This is a messenger RNA of Symsagittifera roscoffensis, 2259 nucleotides long. Its product is annotated as cell division control protein 45 homolog. Gene Ontology annotation, molecular function: single-stranded DNA binding; DNA replication origin binding; chromatin binding. Bases 5 to 1810 code for a protein of 601 amino acids. NCBI's taxonomy places the organism in Eukaryota, Metazoa, Xenacoelomorpha, Acoela, Convolutidae. The record is from RefSeq and is a predicted model, not a curated record. The transcript is spliced from 2 exons. Gene Ontology annotation, cellular component: DNA replication preinitiation complex. Gene Ontology annotation, biological process: double-strand break repair via break-induced replication; mitotic DNA replication preinitiation complex assembly; DNA replication initiation.
UUUGAUGCUUACGAAGCAGCUUAAAAAGGACUUCUACGCGAAGCUGCAGAAUAAACGAGUGGUGUUACUCUCGAGCUUCGAAGUAGACAGCGUGGCUGCUUGUCGUAUUCUAAUCACCCUGUUCAAAACAGACAGCAUUCAAUACACAUUAGUACCAGUAUUCUCAGAGGACAAUAUCGAGAAAGCGUAUUUAGACCACAGAGAACAUUGCAAUGAUUAUUUGCUCAUCAAUUGUGGAGCAACAAUAGACCUCUUAGAGCUGUUGAGGCCUCCGGGGAUGAUUAAUUUCUACGUCAUAGAUGCUCAUAGGCCAAUUUGCGUGACGAAUGUGUUCUCAGAGCAGGUCCACGUUUUGAUCCGAGACACAGAAGCGAUCGAAGAAAUUCCGAAGUUUGAGGAUGUUUUCCGAGACGAGGAAGACGAGAGUGACGUUGAUGAAGGUCUAGAAGACACGGCAGGAUCCUCGGACGACGAAACCGAAACGGUCAAUGAUGAGAACCAAGAUCCAGAUAAUCCAGAAAACUCAGAACGCUCCUCGAGACGUAAGAAAAAGAAAGGCUUCGACGAUGAGAAGUAUUUGAAACUGGCGAAAAAGCAGCGAGAAAGACGCCAAUGGGAAGACAAACGGACGCAGGUUCUUAGAGCGUAUGAAGAGGCGACCUUCUUUAGUUGUAGUUCGGCAGAGAUAGCGUACGAGUUGUCAUGGCUGCUUUCAAAAGAUACGAAUGAUUUGCUGUGGUUGGGAAUCAUAGGUCUUACUGACCAGUACUUCUUGAAUCGAGUCAGUAAAAGUGGAACCAACUACCUCAACGAAAGAGAUUUUUUGGGAUCCCAUGUCAGGCGUUUGAACAAUUGGAUGGAAAAUGAUCCUAGUUCUAUAGUAUCUGUAGAUUGUAUGAAGAUCAGCUCAGAGCGAGAGCUAAGAUUGUAUUUGUACAGGCAUUGGAGUAUAUGGAAUAGUUUUUAUUCAUCACUGUUUACGAUGUCGCAAUUUAAAUUAUGGAGCCUAAAAGGUCAGCGUAAACAUCUCGAUUUCCUCUCGUCUAUUGGACUGUCUUUACAAAACUGCAAGCGCAAAUUCAAAUCGAUCGAUACUAAGGUUCGCCAAGAGUGCAGCUCUAAAAUCAUAGCAACGUAUGAACGGUUGUAUAGACAGGGAAUCAAGUCGAACAUUUGGUUCAGUUCGUUCACGGCACAAUACGGAGUGAUGAACAAAUUCAGUGCCCUGGAUGUGACGAUUGCGAUGAAUGCUCUUUUGGAGGACCCUUCGGGCGCAAACACGAGUCCAACUGAGAGGUUCAUGAAUGCCCUCGACGCCAUGUCUUACACAAACUGCAAUAUGGUAGCGGAUUCGAUUGAAAAGGCGAAGAUUCUCCUUCAAGCCGUUUGUGAACAGACGAAAAACGUCCUGUCUACAAAUCGUGCUGUAAACACAGGUCAAUUCGUGCUAGUCUCAAUGAGUGCCAGUAUCAAAGACGCCAAAUUUUUUGCAAAUUUCAACUCUUUCAAACUACUGGGCUUGUACGUUGUCAACUGCAUAGUAUCUAGCAACACGCGACUGGGGAACAAAAGUUUCGUCAUCACAGCUCCUUCCUCGACGGAUGCUGAGAACACAGUUGUCCUGGGCCUCCCUCCUCUGCUUUUGAUGGAGGAAAAAUACUCGAAUAUUUUCGGAAAGGCGUUCGAAACAGCAGCUGACAUGACAAAAGCGAGGUUUUACAACGGAUACUUUGAAAACAACUUUAUCGAUAUCAGAACUGAAGACUUAGUCAAGUUUUUAGACGCGUUGACUACAAUUAUGUCAGCUUAAGUUGUUUUCGAUUGAAAUUAAGAGGUAUUUCUUUUUCUCUGGGAAUUAACUUCAUUGAGUGCAAUGAUUGUGUAUUUUGCGUUUAUUUUGAUUGCUUUAAUGAGUGCAAGGUUUUCUUUUGAUGAGAUUUGCCUGUAAAAGGUUGGUGCUAAUUUUAAAACUGUCUCUCCGUUUUUGCUACGCAGAGGAAUUGUGAGCAUUGUUUUUCUUUUUCCGCCGUAAGUUCUAUUCAUCUUUGAUGGCUCUAUUGGGUUUUGAGUAUUAAUAAAAACCGAAUAGGCAACUUCUGGUGCUUUUCAGAUGUGAAGUUUUGCGAGGCUUUUUGUUUUUCACCUUGGCUAUAAAUGUAUUUAAUUGUGAAAUGAUUCUAAACACAUUAGAUGUACAUAUAGUGAGUCCUCUGUCUCCGAUUUUGUUUGUUUGUUGUAAAUUUAAUUGUUUUUAUCUUC